CGGUGUUUUUAAGGAUUGCUCAAUUCAAUUCGAGACCUCUGAGAAUGCAUUUGUGUUGAUCUUUGUGAUUGCUCGGACCUUCUUCAUGUUAUCGGGCUCAGCAGCCGCAGUUCAUAUUCUCUCCGCCGGGGGGGGCGAGUCCACGCACUGACUGGGGCGCAUAACAAACAUGGCGACAAGGCAGCCGUUCAGGAUGCAGGUCCCGGUGCUUCUUACGGUAUAUUUCAUACUGAAUAUAACUCCCGGGUGCUUUACUGAGACACUUCACCUGCACGGAGAUUUGCGGUUAUCCCUGCCACAGGAGAAAGGUUUUGCCUGGGUGAACGCGGAGAAUGGGUACCUCGGAGCCGGGAGCCGGGACUGGAGCCAAGCUGUGCGGGGAGACCGUGAGCGGAGAUCGGCGUCGAGACAGCAGCCGCACCGCAGCCGGAGGAGCACCGCGGAACCACAGCUGCUAAAGGUGUACGGGGAGGUCAGCCUGAAUGACUCCCACAAUCAGAUGGUGGUCCACUGGGCCGGGGAGAGGAGCAAAGUCAUUGUGGCGCUUGCCAGGGACAGCAUUGGAGCGCCGGGGGCAAAGCGUAGCUCGGUGUACGUCUCUUACGACUACGGAACAAAAUUCCAACAAAUAUCGGACAAAUUUCAGCUACCAAAAGACUCCAGCGGUCAGCAGGCUAUCGCUCAGUUCUACCACAGCCCGGUAGACAACAAGCGGUACAUCUUUGCAGACCCCAGCAACUCCUUCCUCUGGAUCACUUUUGACUUCUGUGAAACUGUCCAGGCAAUCCCAGUGCCCUUCAAAGCCACCGACCUGCUGCUUCACAGCAAGGAGCCUAACCUGGUCCUGGGCUAUGACGGCUCCAACUCCGACAAGCAGUUGUGGAUGUCCGAUAAUUUUGGCCAGACUUGGGUGAUGAUCCAGGAGCACGUGAAAUCGUACUUUUGGGGAGUGGAGCCGUAUGACAGCCCCACCACUGUGUUUGUGGAACGACACGAGCCCAUGGGCUCCUCCAGCAUCCUGUCCAGCACGGACUUCUUUCAGAGCGAGGAGAACCGCCACCUGCUCCUGGAGAGAGUGGACAGCUUCCAGCUGCGCGACAAGUACAUGUUCGCCACCAAGACUGUGCCACUCCUGGGGAGCCAGCAGCAGUCCUCUGUGCAACUCUGGGUAUCCUACAACCGCAAGCCCAUGAGAGCAGCCCAGUUCAUGACCAGGCACCCCAUCACUGAAUAUUACAUCGCAGACGCCUCUGAGGACCAGGUGUUCGUGUGCGUGAACCACAACAACAGCGUGACCCACCUGUACAUCUCAGACGCUGAGGGGCUGUCCUUCUCCCUGUCCCUGGAGAACAUGCUGUACUACAGCCCAGCCGGGACUGGCAGUGACACACUCGUGAGGUAUUUUGCGAACGAGCCCUUCGCUGACCUGCACCGCGUGGAGGGGCUGAGGGGCGUGUUCAUCGCCACGCUGAUAAACGGCUCCUUCACAGAGGAAAACAUGCGCUCCGUCAUCACCUUCGACAAGGGGGGCACCUGGGAGCCCCUGCAGCCCCCUGCCUACGACAGCCUGGGGGGCACAGUCAGCUGUGAGCUCUCCAAAGGCUGCUCUCUGCACCUCGCCCAGCGCUGGAGUCAGCUCCUCAACAUCCAGCUUCGCAGAGUGCCCAUCCUAUCCAAGGAGUCCGCGCCCGGCCUCAUCCUGGCCACAGGUUCUGUGGGGAGAAACCUGGCAAACAAACCUAAUGUUUACAUCUCAAGCAGCGCCGGAGCCCGCUGGAGGGAGGCUUUAGAAGGUCCUCACUACUAUAGCUGGGGAGACCACGGGGGAAUCUUGAUGGCCAUCCCUCAGGGAGGACCUACCAGACAACUCAAGUACAGCACCAACGAAGGGGAGACGUGGAAGAGCUUCAGUUUCACUGAUAAAAACGUGUAUGUGUAUGGCCUGCUCACCGAGCCGGGAGAGAAGAGCACGGUCUUCACCAUCUUCGGCUCCUACGCAGACCAGGGGCACAGCUGGCUCAUCCUGCAGGUCAACACCUCCGACGUACUAGGAGUGCCGUGCACGCAGAACGAUUACAAGACGUGGUCCCCUUCCGACGAGCACGGCAAUGACUGUCUGCUGGGGCGCAAGGCUGUGUUUAAGAGGAGGACUGCUCACGCCGCCUGCUUUAACGGAGAGGACUUCGACCGGCCAAUCACUGUCAGCAACUGCUCCUGCACGCGGCAGGACUACGAAUGUGAUUACGGCUUCAAGCUGAGCGAGGACCUGUUCCUGGAAGUGUGUAUCCCAGAUCCCGAGUUCACAGGCAAGCUGUACGCUCCGCCCGUGCCCUGCCCUGUGGGCUCCACAUACCGGAGGAGCACAGGGUAUCGCAAGGUCUCGGGAGACACCUGCAGUGGAGGAGAUGUGGAGCUGCGCUUGGAUGGACAGACGCUGCCCUGUCCUGUGGGAGAGGCGAAUGAGUUCAUUGUGUACGCCCUGCGCAGUGCGAUCCACCGCUAUGACCUGUCCAGCGGGGCUGACGAGACCCUGCCUCUAACGGGCUUACGCAGCGCCGUCGCCCUUGACUUCGACUUCCAGCGCAACUGCUUGUACUGGGCUGACAUCGCGCUGGACACCAUACAGCGCUUGUGUCUGAACGGAACCAGUGGUCAGGAGGUGAUUGUCCGCAGUGACCUGCAGAAUGUGGAGGCUCUGGCCUUUGACCCGGUCAGCCAGCUUCUCUACUGGGUGGAUGCUGGAGCCCAGAAAAUCGAGGUAUCCAAUCCAGAUGGGGACUUCCGCCAUACAUUGCUGAACUCCACAGUACUGGAGCACCCCAGGGCUCUGGUGCUAAUACCUGGGCAAAGCCUGAUGUUCUGGACAGACUGGGGGGACAGUGCGGCUGGGAUCUACCGCAGCGCUAUGGAUGGCUCCGGUGUCCUCCGCAUCGUGUCCGAUGGGGUCAGGUGGCCGAACGGGAUCACCGUGGAUGAGCGCUGGAUCUACUGGACCGAGGCCUUCGGGGACCGGAUCGAACGAGCCGACUUCAGCGGGGGGCAGAGGACCGUGCUGCAGCAGGACCUGCCACACCCCUAUGCCAUCGCAGUGUUCAAGAAUGAGAUCUACUGGGAUGACUGGUCCCGAAUGGGUAUUUUCAAGGCAUUGAAGACCGUCUCGUCGAGCAGCGAGCUGCUGGUCGGGAGAUUGACCGGAGUCAUGGACUUGAAAAUCUUCUACAAAGGCAAAAUAGAAGGCCACAACUCCUGUGCUCACAAUCCCUGCAGACUGUUGUGUCUGCCCAAACCCGACCACGGACAUGUGUGUGUGUGUCCGGAGGGAGUGUCCAGCACCACGCUGCCCUCCGGCGAUCUGCAGUGUGACUGCCCAGCUGGCUACCAGCUCCAAAACCACACCUGCGUCAGACAAGAAAACACCUGCUUGCCAAAUCAGUACCGCUGCUCCAAUGGGAACUGCAUCAGCAGCAUCUGGCAGUGCGACAGCGACAAUGACUGUGGAGAUAUGAGUGAUGAACAGGAAUGCCCCACCACCUUGUGUGACCCCGAAGUUCAGUUCCGUUGUGUGGCCUCUGGCUCUUGCAUCCCCCUGGCCUUCAAAUGCGAUCACGAGGAUGACUGCGGGGACAACAGCGACGAAGAACACUGCAACGAUCACAAGUGUGGGGAGAAUGAGUUCACUUGUGCCUCAGGGGUGUGCAUCCGAUUAGCGUGGAGUUGUGACGGAGACAACGACUGCAGGGAUUGGUCAGACGAAGCCAACUGCACAGUCGCUCAUCGCACGUGCGAGGCGUCCAGUUUCCUGUGCCUGACGGGUCAUUGUAUCCCACAGCGCUGGGUGUGUGACGGGGAUGACGACUGUCGGGACGGCUCGGACGAGGACAAAAAACAAUGUGAUACAAGGGGAAGCUGUAAUGGGUUCCAGUGCAGCAACCAGACCUGCAUCCCAGCCAGCAAGCACUGCAACGGGGUCAACGACUGUCCAGAGGGGGAGGACGAGAAACACUGUGACCCCCUGUGCACGAGGUACAUGGACUUUGUGUGCAAGAAUCGCCGUCAGUGUCUGUUCCAGUCCAUGGUGUGUGACGGGGUUCGGCAGUGUGAAGAUGGAUCGGAUGAGGACUCUGCCUAUGCAGGCUGCUCCACCCGGCCGGAGUUUGAGAAGACGUGCGACUCGUCCAGUUUCCAGUGUCUCAAUGGGAUGUGCGUCAGUAUGGAGUGGAAGUGUGAUGGCAUGGAUGACUGUGGAGAUUACUCUGAUGAAGCCAACUGUGAGACCCCGACGGAGGAGCCUGGCUGCUCUCUCUACUUCCAGUUCCAGUGCAAGAACAGGCGCUGCGUCCCCUCCUGGUGGAAGUGCGACCGGGAGAAUGACUGCGGAGACUGGUCUGAUGAGGCUGAGUGCGGAGAUUCGGGGCUGAUCCCCCACACAACCAGCCGCCCCACCACCUGCCCCCCUAAUCGAUUCCGCUGUAAUUCGGGGGCCUGCAUCAUCAACAGCUGGGUGUGUGACCGCUAUGCAGACUGUCCAGACGGGGAGGAUGAGGAGGGCUGUCCCACUGGUGUAAACAUGACCACCACUCCCUCCCCCACGAGGCCCCCGGGAGGCUGCGGACAGGGGGAGUUCCAGUGCCAGCGGGACAGGCACUGCAUCCUGUACUGGAAACGCUGCGACGGGCACACAGACUGCCAGGACGCGUCGGACGAGGCCAGCUGCCCGACGCUCAGCCCCCUGCCCUGUGUGAACGGGACUCUGUGUGAGGACAGGGAGACCUGCAUCCUGCCGAACGAGCGCUGCGAUGGUUACCUCGACUGCUCGGACGGGAGCGACGAGCGCAACUGCACAGGCUCUGCCCUUGUGUACAAGGUUCAGAAUUUGAAGUGGACAGCAGAUUUCUCCGGCAAUGUUAGCCUGACCUGGUCUCAUGCAAAGAACCUUCCCCCAUCCAAAUGCACCUAUGUGGUGCACUACAGGUUAGUGGGUGAGAGCGCUUGGAAUGUGGUGGAAACCCACAGCAACAAAAGCAGCUAUGUGCUGAGGGUGCUGAAGCCAGACUCGUCAUACCAGGUGAAAGUGAUGGUGCAGUGCCUUCAUAAAAUGUACAUCAGCAACGACGUGAUCACCCUCCGAACACCAGAGGGAAUUCCAGACCCCCCUCAGAUACUGCAGCUGACCUGUGAUGCUGAAGAGAGCACAAGCAUCACUGUGAGCUGGCAGCCUCCUGUCUGCACCCACGGGCUAGUCCGAGAGUACAUCGUUGAGUACAGUGUGAAGGACAGCAACGAGUGGACAUCCCAGAGGAGCCCGAACACCAACCACACGGAGAUCAGAAACCUGCAGCAGAACGACCUGUACAGCGUGCGAGUGGCUGCCGUUACCAGCAGGGGCAUCGGAAACUGGAGCGCAUCCAGAUCAAUCAAGGUCAAAAAUUGCAAAGCACUCCCCUGUCCAAGGGUGUACAUCAACAGCACCACAGACAACUCAAUCACCUUGAGUAUAAAGCUGGACUCCAAAGUACAGGUGGAACAUUAUGUGGUGGAUGUCUCUUGGGUGUUUGAUGCACAUGUCAGAGAGAACAAAACUCAAACGGUCAAGCCCCAGACAAUUUCGCUAUCAGUGGAGCAUUUGACCCCAGGAACAGUCUAUGAGGUUGCUGUAUGGGCUGUAACCACGCUGGGAGACAGCCCCACCUCCUUCACCCGAUUGCAGACCACAAAUCAACAACCGUCCCCUCCGCUGCUCAAAGCCAGGGCUGUCAACCAGAACACCGUGGACUGCAGCUGGACUGGUCCCGAGGACGUGGUUUACGGUGUCUUCUUUGCUACUUCCUUCUUUGAAUUGUAUAAAAAUCCAAAGACCAACUCUACAACUUUCCACAACCUCACCGUGACUGUGGACAGUGAUGAGCAGUUCCUCUUUCUGGUGCGUGUGACCCAACCCUACCUGGGGCCCCCCUCGGAGUACGUGGUGGUGAAGAUGAUUCCCAACAACAGGCUGCCCCCCCGCCAGCUUCACGGGGUCAGUGUGGGGAAGAGCCAGGCCGUGCUGAAGUGGCAGCCCCCGUACGACUAUCCCAACCAGAGCCUGACCUAUGCCGUUCAGGUGAGGGACACCAUCAGGAUGCUGGAGCGCAGCUACAAGGUGACCACGAGCAACAACACGGUGGAGUACUGUGUGAAAUCACUGGAGCCAGGAGGCAGGUACAGCAUCUCUGUACGCCUGUCAAACAUGAGCAAAGAGGCCAGCUUCAUCCUCAAUACAGUUCCACUCUCGGCACCAGAAUCCCUGAAGAUCAUUUCAGAAAACGACCACAUCUUUCUGUUCUGGAAGAGCUUAGCUGUGAAAGAGAAGAGCUUCAACGAGAGCCGGGGCUAUGAGAUCCACAUGCAUGACAGCGUGACCAACACCACCACCUGUCUGGGAAACACAACCGAAUACUACUUCAAAAUCGACAACCUGAAGCUGGGCCACAACUACACCUUCUCUGUGCAAGCCAGGUGUCUGUACAACGAACAGCUGUGCGGAGCACCAGCCCUGCUGCUGUAUGACGAGCUAGGAACAGGCGCACUGCCCUCCUCCUCCAAGGCUGCGAAGUCCAGCGACGUGGCUGCCAUCGUGGUGCCCGUGUUGUUCCUGCUGCUGGUGGCGGUGGGGGUGGGCUUCAUCGUCCUGUUUGUUCGACACCGGCGGCUGCAGCACAGCUUCACAGCUUUCGCCAACAGCCACUACAACUCCAGACUGGGAUCGGCCAUCUUCUCUUCAGGGGACGAGCUGGGGGAUGACGAUGAAGACGCCCCAAUGAUCAGUGGAUUCUCAGACGAUGUUCCCAUGGUGAUCGCGUGAAGACCACGCCUCGCUCUCGUUCGUGUUCAUUGUUUUCUUUUUUCGUGACCAUGUGCCAAUGGUGAUAGCGUAUCGAAGCGUAGCGCUGUAUACCAAACCUCUAGAAAACAAUCUGGGACCUUCGAACUAUCUAGAAGCUAGUUCUGGGGUUCGUAGUAGUAAUAAAUAAAAUUUAGAAAAAGAAAGAAAUAUUUUUAAAAUACGAUGCACUUUUCUGAUGCGCAAUAACUUAUUUUUUUAUAUUUGGUGGUGGGGGGGGGGGGGGGAAAGGACUUUAUAAAAUGUUACUGUGAAGAAAAUAAGUUUCGAAUGAAAUGGUUCUGUCUUAUAUUCUUACACAGUUAAGUUACAAAGAGUGCUUAAUGCAUGAACCGGUUCAAAUAAACCGAACGCAAGACCUUGUGACCUGGUCGUAGACAUGCAGCAUUUUUUCGUUCAGUAAGAAGCAUAAACGGACCAAUAUCUUUUAAACGCCCAUCGAAAAACAAAAUAAUAAUAAUCAAAGGUACGAAAGCUGUUGAUACACGUAAAACUGAGCUUUUAAAGGGUUGUGUCUCAUGCAGUUUCUGUUGGUCGAAAAGAACGGAAAGCAAAAUGCAUUCUGUAGCUGCUUCUUAACUGUUGUAAAAUGGAUAUUUUUACAAGAAACUUUCUGCCCAUUUCAAAAUGUCUUAAGCUGUUUAACAACGUUUAUGUUUUGGAGCUCCAAUUCAGAAACCAAAUGCAAUGCUGUCCCCUCCUGUCGGCUUACAGUAGUUAACCUGAGGGACACUUUAACCCUCCAGGUGACAAUGGACUUGCAAUGUGAAAGCAAGGCUUGCAAACAGAUUUCUUUAACAUAGCACCAGAGAUUUCAAGUGAAAAUGGCACGUAAAAGUACCAAGUACAAAAGUAAGAGUACCUUUGGUGUUGAAUUUAUAAGCCUGACUGUCAGCAAACAGAAUGCUAAGACCACACUCAGUUUAACGUGUAUCGGAGGGCUGAGAGAUGGGUGAUUUUUAAGCUUGCAAAAAAACAGAAAAAGCUUCUUUUUGAAUUUCCCCUCACACUGUUGUGCGGUUGUUUAUAUUCUGUGUAUUGUGUCUGUGUAUAAGAGCCAUUUUAACUGGAAGCUGUUUUUUUUGUUUUCAGUUUCAUUAUGAAUGUAUUGCUUUGAUCUGUGUUGUUCACCACUGUGAGGUGAUGGGUUUAUUGUACAGUCCCAGACUGCGUUGCGUAUUGAACGGUACAAUCCCAUUCAAAUUCGACACACCCUUUUUGAAUGUGUCAAAAGCCAUGGCCGUCUUACAGGGGCAUAUUUCUUUGCUUUUGGUUUUUAUAAACCAUUUUUUUUGGUACUUUGUUUUUUUUGAAUAUAUAAAACAACCAAUAUUUUCCCUGUUUUACUGUACAGAUUGCAUUCGCUAUUGAAAAUGAUUUAAUUUGCCACUAAGGCUGAGAAUUAUUGGAGGUCUGUGUUAAUUGGAUUUUCAUUUUAUCAUUCCAAUUAAUGUGCGUCCAGUUCCUUGAGCACACUGAUCCCAGAACUUCAACUCGCCUUGUCUUACUGGGAUUGAAUUUCACAGAUUCUUAACCAGUGUGUCCUGUCUCUUUACAUUCUCGGUCAUUUUUCCAUCAUCAAAUCAAGGUGGCGUUUUAAAACUUAAAGAUCAAAGCGUACCUACAGAGAUACAGCGUUGCACCAGAGUGUAACCGUUAACCUGUCCCCCUGCAACACUAGGGGAUAUAAGAAACGGCCCGUUUGUUCCGUGAGUUGUAGCUGCUGCACCAGGAGAGAAGACAUGCUUUUAGAAACGGAACAUGAUGGACAAAGCGACUCUAAACAAGGGCAACACAUUAGUCAAGAUAAACUUUGUUUUAGCGUUCCUAAAGCCUCCAGGGAUGCUGGGAAGCUUCCUCCUAAAUGCUCAGACCUUUUACAGCAUUUUAUUUUUGUAUUUCCUUGCUCCCAUUCCUAGAUGUUUAAAAAACAGCCAGGGACGUUUACCUGUCGCCUAUCACUUCAGCAGUGCGAUCCUCCACAGGGCUGCUCCCUCUUUAUAUAAUCUUACGGUACACGGUUUGCCAUAUAUGCCUUACGACGCACUGUAUUUGUAUGUGUCAUUCGAGUGCUGCAGUGCAAGAAAUGCUUUUCCGCAGGUCAAGGGGAGAGGGCACAAUAGAAAACGAUAAGAAAAAGGCUGUCGAAGCAGUAUUCCAUGCCCAACGGUACGCAAACGCUUUCAACAGCAGCAGUACGUUUUAAUCCUGUUUGAUGAAUGGCAAACAAACGGUUUGAAAAAUGUUAAAAGAAGUCUAUUGCCACAGCCUAACAUUUUGUUUAAUGCACUUCUGCUGGUUGGCUGGUCUAAGUCAGUGGUACUCAACUCUGGUCCUUGAGAUCCAGUCCAGGUUUUAACUCCAGCAGGUUCUAAUGUAGUUAAUAGUAAAUGCGUUCUGCGUAAAAAACUUUCACAGCAUGUCACGGCUGCGCUAUAUCACAAAAUUAAAAACGUGAUCUUACUUAUUAAUAUCGGGGAUACGGUUACAAAAGAUUCCAUGAGAUUUAGACCCUUUUUCUUUUUUUUU
Messenger RNA from Acipenser ruthenus (sterlet), 9409 nucleotides. Its product is annotated as sortilin-related receptor. The coding region runs from base 170 to 6841 and encodes 2223 amino acids. The record is from RefSeq and is a predicted model, not a curated record. Gene Ontology annotation, cellular component: membrane; Golgi apparatus. Gene Ontology annotation, molecular function: protein binding. Gene Ontology annotation, biological process: post-Golgi vesicle-mediated transport; protein targeting to lysosome; protein retention in Golgi apparatus. The transcript has 48 exons. NCBI's taxonomy places the organism in Eukaryota, Metazoa, Chordata, Actinopteri, Acipenseriformes, Acipenseridae.